CUAGACUGCAGGAGAGCGCUCAUGAUGCUGCCUCCGGUGCCCUCCCGCUUCGGGCUGCUGCUGCUGCUGCUCCUAUGCCCUGCGCACGUCGGUGGACUGUGGUGGGCUGUGGGUAGCCCUCUGGUCAUGGAUCCUACCAGCAUCUGCAGGAAGGCCAGGCGGCUGGCGGGACGGCAGGCUGAGCUGUGCCAGGCAGAGCCGGAAGUGGUGGCAGAGCUCGCCCGGGGCGCAAGGCUGGGGGUCCGAGAAUGUCAGUUCCAGUUCCGUUUCCGACGCUGGAACUGCUCCAGUCACAGCAAGGCCUUUGGGCGCGUCUUGCAGCAGGAUAUUCGAGAGACAGCCUUCGUGUUUGCGAUUACCGCAGCCGGCGCCAGCCACGCUGUCACGCAGGCCUGUUCCAUGGGAGAGCUCCUGCAGUGUGGUUGCCAGGCACCCCGCGGGCGAGCACCGCCAAGGCCCUCUGGCCUCCUGGGCACUCCUGGACCUCCAGGGCCGACAGGUUCGACAGAGGCCAGCGCAGCCUGGGAGUGGGGAGGCUGUGGAGACGAUGUGGACUUCGGGGAUGAGAAGUCAAGACUCUUUAUGGAUGCACAGCACAAGCGAGGACGUGGAGACAUCCGCGCACUGGUGCAACUGCACAACAAUGAGGCAGGCAGGCUGGUGCGUAUGGGCAGGAGCUGUAGGUGUCAUGCAAAAGCAUGGAAGUGUGGGUGUGCUCAGCCCAAGGCUGAGGGGGCCCAGGAGAGGAAUGUCCGGACAGGCCCACAUACCUGUUGCGAGGAUUGGGGAGGGGUGACAGAGACAGACGCCCAGGCGGCUGUCUGUGUCUGCUCAGCUCUGCCUGGGGCCGCGAGGGGCAGGAAUGAGGAGGCCGGCGUACAGCUCGAGGAGAACUGCCUGUGCCGCUUCCACUGGUGCUGCGUGGUGCAGUGCCACCGCUGCCGCGUGCGCAAGGAGCUCAGCCUGUGCCUCUGACCUGCCGCCUGCCUCAGAACUGCACGCCUCCGCCUCUUGGCAAUCUGCAGGACCACUGAAUUCCAGCAGGGGGCACCGUCUGGGCCCAGAUGCUCCCUAGGAAAAAUACAUAUCUAGGUCUUGGGAAACAAUGGGGGCUGGGAGCUUGAGGUUUACACUUGCCCACGAAGGCCUGAGGACCCUGUUCCUCCAGCAUCCCCCAGAAGGGCUGUCUGCUAGUUUCUGCGGGAGACUAUGCAGGCUCUCCCUCCCUUUGGCCUCCCAGAUGGAAAUAAAACAAACAAACAAACAAAAAACAAGAAGCCAGAC
This is a messenger RNA of Cricetulus griseus (Chinese hamster), 1284 nucleotides long. The record is from RefSeq and is a predicted model, not a curated record. NCBI's taxonomy places the organism in Eukaryota, Metazoa, Chordata, Mammalia, Rodentia, Cricetidae.